GUUCUUUCUUCCGUGCAUGCUUUCAAUGCAAUAACGAGCAAAGAUUGUCUGGCAUUUCUCUUCCAUUUUAUCACUCUACUUUCGUUUUGGUCCUUCGUCCUUCGUCCUUCGUUGCUUGGCGCAUCCAGACGUCACUUUUCAGUUUUCCACACUACCAUCAACGAUCCGCUUGCGGAACACUCGUUCAACAACGAUUACAGAUUGGAACCCAAAGUAUAUUCUUAAGAGUUCCAGAGUCGGAGGGGAAUAUAUCAUUCAAAGAGUGUAUACUUUAUCCCAAGUUUUGGAUUAGGGGCUCGUUGACACAGAUUGCUGCCGAGCAACAUCAACGUCAUCGCUCCGGGGAUACCGCCAGUAUCUCUAAAUUUCCUGGGGAAUCACAUUCCUCCUUCGAGACGAUUCUAGUGUCGCGAUGAGGUUACCCAAGGUCACGGCCAGUGUGGCAAUAGCGUUGUUGGCCGAUGGUCGAGUGGCGCAAGCCAUAAACCUUGACUUGGGCUCUAUAGACUCUAUAAAAUCCGCCGCGAGAACAAUCGCAUUCGACAUGAUGAGCUUCUACAAUGGUAACACCACCGGUAACAUACCCGGAAAUCUCCCAGGCCCAUACUAUUGGUGGGAAGCUGGUGCUAUGUUUGGAGCGAUGAUCGAUUACUGGUAUUAUACUGGGGAUACAACGUAUAAUGACAUUACAACCCAAGCAAUGCUUUUCCAGGUUGGACCGAACAACGAUUAUAUGACCCCCAAUCAAACGAAGACAGAGGGGAAUGAUGAUCAAGGAUUUUGGGGAUUGGCAGCGAUGUCUGCUGCUGAGUGGGCAGAAAAAACAUGGGACUGGAUGACCGGAGUUGGGCUUUUGGACAACAGCUACUAUGUCUACGAUGGUUCUGACCUGACCAUCAACUGUUCCAACGUGAACCACCUACAAUGGACUUACAAUGCUGGUGCCUUCUUACUUGGGGCUGCCAACAUGUACAACUACACGAACGGAAGCUCAAAAUGGCAAGAAAGAGUCAACGGCAUGGUAAAGGGGCUCGAUGUUUUCUUUCCAGCAAAUAACAUCAUGCAGGAGGUGGCUUGCGAGAACAACGGAAAAUGUGAUGUUGAUCAACAUUCAUUCAAGGCCUAUCUCGCUCGAUGGAUGGCAGCAACCACAAAGAUGGCCCCGUUUACAUACGAUGCCAUCAUGGCCAAACUUACACCCAGCGCACAAGCUGCGGCUCAGCAAUGUAGUGGCGGCAACAACGGGAGAAUGUGCGGUUUGAAAUGGCAAUCAGGCACAGCUUGGGACGGCACUACUGGAGUUGGGCAGGAGAUGGCUGCUCUCGAGGUCAUCCAGAGCAACCUGAUAGCUCAAGUCCGCGGGCCCGUGACGAACUCCACUGGCGGUACCAGCAAAGGAGAUUACUCAGCUGGAACAACAAGUGUUUGCGGAAGCACCUCUCGAGCCAUAAUUUUCCGCGAAGAGCACCUCCUGGCAGACCGAGCAGCAUGGCCACCAAUUUUCCGCGGAAUCAUUGGCUCUCCCGGCCCCAAUGGCAGACAACUAGAUGGCAUGGGUGGAGGAAAGUCUGCGUUAACUUGGAUAUCGAUUGAUUACUCGAGCAAUUGUGGGAACGUGACGAGUACCAUUGGGCCGUUCGCUGUUGAUAGUGGCUUGGUUCAGCGAAAGGAGGGUAUGGCUACGGUCAGGAUACAUAAUACGAAUAUGGGGAAGAUUAUUUAUUCCACAUUUCCAGUUGUGGAUGGAGAGGCUGCCUCGAGUGGAGGGUUUGCGAUUGAUGGUGUGGCCGGGACAGCUGCGAAGAUCAAGCCGGCGUUUAUCAAUAUAGCAGGCUUGAAGACUGGCAAGAUGCUUCCGACUGGGAAUAUCACAGAUACCUGUGAAGGAGUGGAGGCUACUUGCGUCGAUGUUGGGAGUCCUUGCAUUUUUAUACAAGCCGAGGGUGUUGGUAUCGCGGGUACAAUACUUCCGGAUGGGGUCGAUGCACAUCCAACCCUUCACAAGACACUCGAAUCCAUCAGAAGGAAGGCAGCCGUGGCUAUGGGAAUCUGCAAAGACGAAGCCUCAACACCAGGUUCGAUACCAAAGAUUGCUAUGGUCUCAUGGUCAGCCUCACACAAACUUCUGUCUGGCGAGACGAUCCAGGGGAAUACGAUAGAUCUGGUAGUGAGGGCUUUAUCCGUGGGCCAGCCUCAUCGUGCUGCCCCUAUCACUGUAGCCUUGGCUACAGCUGCUGCGGCCAACCUCAAAGGCUUGACGGUUCAUGCGAAUGUCUCUGGUGAGAGGGUAGAUUCGGAUGUGAGUACAAUAGGCCACUCAAGUGGUAAGAUAACGGUUGGUGCCAAGUUUGAUGACAGGGGUUCUUUGACACAUGCUACGGUGUUCAGGACUGCUAAACGGCGCAUGGAUGGGUUUGUAUAUUUGAAACGAAAUGGCCUUACAGUCUAGACUAGAAUGUUGAGAGGAUUCCACGAAUCCACACCUGCUGGUAGAGAAUACUGUGAGAGUCUCCGGCCCAAUGGAGAUUAGGUGCCUCGAAAGAUUCAUUCUAAAUAUAGGGAUCCACAAGUAGGAACGGAGAAGUCCUCCUUACCAAACAAAUUAAACUUUCCA
Hyaloscypha bicolor E is the source of this 2614-nucleotide messenger RNA. Its product is annotated as glycoside hydrolase family 76 protein. The transcript has 8 exons. Lineage: Eukaryota; Fungi; Ascomycota; Leotiomycetes; Helotiales; Hyaloscyphaceae. The coding region runs from base 413 to 2449 and encodes 678 amino acids. Gene Ontology annotation, biological process: fungal-type cell wall biogenesis; carbohydrate catabolic process. The record is from RefSeq and is a predicted model, not a curated record. Gene Ontology annotation, molecular function: mannan endo-1,6-alpha-mannosidase activity.